Arvicanthis niloticus (Nile rat) is the source of this 6175-nucleotide messenger RNA. The record is from RefSeq and is a predicted model, not a curated record. Lineage: Eukaryota; Metazoa; Chordata; Mammalia; Rodentia; Muridae.
AUGAACGACUUUGCACCUGCUCCUCCGGAGAUGCAGCCGCACAGGGCUCCAGGCCCCAGAACUUCUUUCUCUCGCAGCCACAUGCUGGGGCGUCACAGCCACCAAAAGCUCCCUGCAGAUGUGUCCCCCCUCAUCCCUGUCAUCAAGAAGACUGUGCAUUUGGAUGCCUUCCCCCAAAGCCAUGCUCUACAGAAUUCCAACCAAGCAAGCGUUAGAUCCAGGGCCUGGAGUGUGUCCCAGCAGGGCACUGGCGUGGGGUCCCUGGGUUCCAUGACUCCCAAUAGCUUUAUGCCCAGGAAACUCAGCUCGAUUUCCUUAACAAUUCGCCAGAACGUCCAAGCACGGCCCCUAGAUGCUUCACUUUCUCAUUGGGAAGAAUUGCCCAAUUUGCACAAGGAGGCUGUCACCCACAGAGAAGGAAGGCUGUCUGCUUCAAGUCUGCCACAGGUCAUGGCUCAAGUGCCACAGGUCAGGACCUCCUCUGAAGGCCAUGGAGACCCAGACCUCACCAAAUCCAACAGAACACCCACGGGGGACAAGCCUCUGGUGUCUUCAUGUCUGACUUUACCUUUCCAAGCUCAGUUCACUCAGAGUUCAGCAAGCCUUCCAGGGACAGGUCCCAUGGGUCAAGUCCAUACCAGAACCUCACCAGGAAGAGGCAAGUGCAGGCCCAGGGGUAUUCCCAGAUCCCGAGCACACCUCCAAAGGGCUACCUCUGCUACAAAUUUGUCUGUUGUGAGUGCAAAACUAGAUAAAGCCAGAAAUCUAGGCACAGUGGCUAUCAACAGACCGGAGUUAGCUAUCAAUAUGCCCACACCAAACCCAUCCAGACUUGUCAGAAGCACAGAGCUUCCCAUUUUGGAUGCCAAGAUGGGCCUGGCCAUCAACUUACCUGUAAUAUCCAAGUCAGGAAAAGCCACAGACUCUAUUACAGCAGGCACAGCCAGGAGUUUAGUUAGAGCAGGGACAACUAAGCCAGGCCAGGUUAUGAAUUUGGUAACUCCAGAGUCAGACGAGCAGGAAAAUGUCAUGCUUUUGACCACGGGGGGCUCAAACAUAGCUUUGCCAACAUCGGAUGAGGCCAAGAGGGACAUAACCAGGUUGGACACAGUUACAGCUUUGACUGGAACCACUGCAGGCAAGCAAGACACAACUACAGAUUCUCCUUCGUUGGACACAAGCAGACUAGGUACAACCGUGGAUUCAGUUGUGCUGAUCUGCCCAGACUCAGCCAGUGGUGAGACCAAGCCACACACUGUCAACAAUCUGACUAUCCCAGACUCCGAUACCUAUGAUACCUCUCCUCUGAUGCCGAGCAGAAGCACAGACCCAGCCCAGGACCACGCCACUGUGGAUGCUUCCACAGACAGUACCAUGGAACCCGCCUCGCUGGAUCUGGCCAGAGAAUCCAAAGGGCUCCCAGAGGCUAGGACGGACACAGCCAUGUCAGAGCUGGUACCCGAGCCCAGGCCUAAGCCGGCGGUGCCCAUGAAGCCGGUCAGCAUCAACUCCAACCUGCUAGGCUACAUUGGCAUUGACACCAUUAUCGAACAGAUGCGCAAGAAGACCAUGAAGACUGGUUUUGACUUCAACAUCAUGGUCGUUGGCCAGAGUGGACUGGGCAAGUCAACGCUGGUCAACACGCUAUUCAAGUCUCAAGUGAGCCGAAAGGCCUCCAGCUGGAACCGGGAGGAGAAGAUCCCUAAGACAGUGGAGAUCAAAGCGAUUGGGCACGUGAUAGAGGAAGGUGGUGUCAAAAUGAAACUAACAGUCAUCGACACGCCAGGCUUCGGAGACCAGAUUAACAAUGAAAACUGCUGGGAGCCCAUUGAGAAAUACAUCAAUGAACAGUACGAAAAGUUCCUGAAAGAGGAGGUGAACAUCGCCAGGAAGAAGCGCAUCCCUGACACCCGUGUCCACUGCUGCCUCUACUUCAUCUCCCCGACAGGACACUCCUUACGACCACUCGAUCUUGAGUUCAUGAAACACCUCAGCAAAGUGGUGAACAUCAUUCCUGUCAUUGCCAAGGCGGACACCAUGACCCUGGAGGAGAAGUCUGAAUUCAAGCAGAGGGUUCGCAAAGAGCUUGAAGUAAACGGCAUUGAGUUCUACCCUCAGAAGGAGUUUGAUGAGGAUUUGGAGGACAAGACAGAGAAUGACAAAAUCCGGCAGGAGAGCAUGCCUUUUGCAGUGGUGGGGAGUGACAAGGAGUACCAAGUGAACGGCAAGAGGGUCCUCGGGAGGAAAACACCCUGGGGGAUCAUCGAAGUGGAAAACCUCGGCCACUGUGAGUUUGCCCUGCUUCGAGACUUCGUCAUCAGGACUCACCUCCAGGACCUCAAAGAAGUAACACACAACAUCCACUAUGAGACUUACAGGGCCAAGAGGCUCAAUGACAAUGGAGGCCUCCCUCCGGUGAGCGUGGACACAGAGGAAAGCCACGACAGUAACCCGUGAUGAGCCCUUCUCUGUGUUAUCAUACAUAUCCCCCUUCGCCAACCACACACACAUCCUAGAUACCACCUCCAGCCACCUCCUCCUCUCAGCUCUGUCCCACAGGACUGUCUGGUAUUUGUGCAGUAUUUUGUCGAUAGUGUAUGUGUGCGUGUGUGCGUGUGUGUGUGUGCGUGUGUGUACGUGUGUGUGUGUGUGUGUGUGUGUGUGUGUGUGUACGUGUGUGCUCAGGGAUGAGGUAUUUUCAUCGCCCUCUUUGGAAAGUCCUUUGUAAGUCUGCUUUCUCCAUGACUCUCCAUUCUGUCUCCUUUUUUCUUGUGCUCCAGAACAAAAAGCUGUAAGCCUCACUCGAGAGGUCUGGGGAAGGUUUUAUUUUAAAAUGCUGGGAGCAGGUGAGCCACAGUCAACUCUUUCUUACUUCUGACCCACCCACAAACUGGGGCUGCAAGUAUUCUUCAUGGACUGGUGGCUGAGCUAGCCUGUGGUGGGCUGUGGGAACUCAGAACAACUUUUCACUGUAAGUUGAGGUAAUCUGGAGGAAGGCUAGGACUUCUUGGGAAAAUGGCAAGAAAAUUCAUGGGGUGCAGAGAAGAAAGCUAAGGGAUUCCUGCAGAAUUGGUGUCUGGAAAUGGAGCUCCAUCCUUGUGUCUAAGUUGGAGUCACUGUCAAACAGCGGAUUAUCACCACCGCUGCAAACUACUGCUUUCUGUGCCUACCCUCCCCAUAUUUCCAGGCUGGCUGGUUGCUUCCUCGUCCUGAUUUCUCUCCCCCCCCUCCCCACUCCUUUGCCUCCUUUCUUCAUAUACUCAUGCAUUUGCCCCACUUCCUGCCCGUCUCUGACCUUUUACCUCCUUUUAGAGUAAUCUAUGUUAGAUUUCUAUAUUUAGAAAUCAUACCCAGCCUACUUCCUAAAUUGACUUUCUACUGCCCUAAGAUAGAAUCACAACUAGGGGCUGAAGAGAUGGCUCUGUGCUUUCGAGCACCUUUCAGUCUUGCAGAGGACCCAGGUUCGAUUCCCAGCACCUUCUUGGUAGCUUACAGUUAUCUGUGACUCCAGUUCCAGAGGAUCUGACACCCUCUUUUAUCCUCUAUGAACAUGGUGUACAUACACACAGACAAACACUCAUAUGCAUAAGAUAAAACUUAAAAAAAAAAACUUAAAAAGAUAAGAUCCCAAGUGAAAGCAUGGAGCAGUACAUACUGAGAUUGCAAGAGAAUUCAGAGAUCUAGAGAAGCCUAGGAAAGCCAGUUUCUGUAGCUGACCACUGACAUUUGCUUUGACUUGGGAGCAGCCUGGGGAAAUGGGAGAACUUGGUAGUUUGAGCUGCUCCUGGUGUUCUGUUCAAGGAAGCACAUAAUAUUGGUCAAAUGAGGCAACCUUCAGGUGGAAGAAAUUAUAUUCUCGAACUUUCUGAAGUAUCAGAAAAAAAUAUACAGAGUUUCUUAGGCCGCUGGACUUCUACAACAAAUUUUAACGCAGGUUUCCCUGUCUCUAGCAGCCUAGCAGCCUAUGUUAAGCUGGCUUCUCUGUGGCUUUGUUUCAUAGAAGCCCAACUCACUCUUUCUCUGUUCUCAUUUGUCUGUCUGUCUUUCUUGGCUUCUCCCCUCCCGGCAUUCUCCUAACAUCUGAUCCUGUAGAUUUCCCAGAAAUGCCCAUAACUGUACAUUUAGUCUUCUGUUGCCUUCUCAGGAGCCCUGUUGUUGUUAACGACAUUUUUCCUGCUCCUUAAAAACAUACAAGUUAUUCUUUUUUUCUUGUAGUUUCUAAGGCUGCUUUAAGGAAAGCCAUUUAGCCUUAGGAAAGGGAAGACACCACGUGACUCUGUUUACAACUGAUCUAUCCACUGUCCCACCUCCCGGUCCAGCCUGGGUGUUGAACUGGUCCUCACUGAAUGCCAGCAUUUAUGACCUCAGUCCUUUAUUACCCAGUCCCUAGAAAACAAAACAAAAUAACAACAGCAACAAAAACAAAAAGAGAUGGAAGACCCAUAAUUCAUUGGACCAAUCAGAAGAGGAGAAAUGAUGGAGUCAUGUAACCCUGAUCCUAUGGUAUUAGCCUGUCCUGGAGACUGCUCUAUAACUAGCCCUCAUCCCUCUGCCCCCUUUCCCCGUAACAUUUACUAAAGAGUGGUCAGCUGUCAGGCUAGAAUGGUAGCAACAUUUUAGAGCUCGCUGACUGCUCCAGUGAGCCGCUGUCACCAUAUAGUGACAUGGGAUUGGGCACCUAGGGCCAGCAGGGGAAUGAGGAUAGUGGGCAUCAGAGAGGCUAAGCAGGAGAAAGCUUCCUGUCUCCCCUAAGCUGUGGUCUCGCUCUCCCUGGAGAAGCUGUUUUAUGUGUUUGCUGCCGGCUGCCGGUCUCCACUCCCUCAACCCUUCUCAACUCCCCCUGCAGGGAGAAGGCCUCCUGGGCACUGUCCUUCCACCUGUGCCAGCCACCCCCUGCCCCACUGCUGAAUGAAGGCCAUUUCAAGUGCUGCUUCUCCCUCAUCCCUCCCAGCUGGUAUUGCUGCAGGGCCACGCCCCUUUUAGUGCUGUGCUUGUCCAGCCCACCAGCACAGCCCCUCUCAGCCCUCAGCAGGUGGGAGGGGCUAGCUGCGUCUUUAGGACAGUUGCUUCCUCUGUUUAACCAAACGACUCCUCUCCUCCCAAUGGAAUGGAGUUCCCGCCAGCACCACCCUGCUCCAUCAUCUGUGUCAGCAGCCCACCCCCACCCCCGCCCUUGUGUAGGGAGGAGGAACUCACGGAGAGCUUCUCCUGCCCUUGCAAGUGCAUACCAGCGACUUGUAACUGUCUCCAAGGGAACCGGCAUUGCUUUCUAGCCAUUCAUCUGCAUGAGUACUUUCUUGGCUACCUUAAACGGUCAAGAAAGCAACUUUCCUGCUUGUCAGAGUCACUGAGGUCAGCUGUGUGAGCCCCUGUGUGGGACAAGGGUGUCUCCUUCAUUGCUUAAAGGUAUUUAUAAGGGUGAUUCAUUAUUCAUGGUGGGGAGCCAGAGGGCUAGCGUCACUUAAAAAAAAAAAAAGUCACCGCUGGUGGCUGGCCCAGUGAGUAUGUGUGUAGACAACCUGUUUACCCCAAACCAUGGCCAUCUGGGAAGUGGCUUUGCUGAAAAGAGGUUGCUGGAGUUGAUUUCCUUAUCCCUAAACUUUAAAAGAAAGGGAAUUAAACACACACACGGACUACCCCAAACCCACAAGCUAUACACUCUAGGAAGAAAAAUAGCACCCUUUUGUACAUUUAGCAAUAAGAGGACCUCUUCCCACCUACCCUGACUAUUCCUAUACCCAUCCCCCACCCUGUUAAUGUGAGCAAUGCAUUGGCCUGACCACGGGUGGUCGCUAUAGGCUAAUGGGAAAUCCCCAAUGGCGGGCAAAGCCCCCAUCAGAUGCAUGAAUGUUUGAACGGCUGCCACUGCCCCAUACACUGUGUCUUUAUAGACUCCUCCCUCAGCCACCCCACCUGCCAUCUCCACCUGGACACAACUUGCUCAAAGGCUGGUGACUUGUGGGCCAUUCAUCUACAAGUCCUGAUGGAACAAGAGGCCCAAGCCUAGGGGAUGCAAGAACGACCCAUUUUUAAAAUGUUAUUAGUCCCAGCCAAUGUUUUGGUGACAUUCCCAGUUUUGUUUCCCAAUUGAAAACAAGCCAACAGACACUCAGACUGGUCAUGUAAAUGUUGCUAGCCUCUGUUGUACAACUAAACAUUACUGUUUGAACAAUAA